This is a messenger RNA of Neolamprologus brichardi, 4090 nucleotides long. It is a transcript of the gene rap1gapa, whose product is annotated as RAP1 GTPase activating protein a. The record is from RefSeq and is a predicted model, not a curated record. Lineage: Eukaryota; Metazoa; Chordata; Actinopteri; Cichliformes; Cichlidae. Gene Ontology annotation, biological process: regulation of small GTPase mediated signal transduction. Gene Ontology annotation, molecular function: GTPase activator activity. Gene Ontology annotation, cellular component: cytoplasm.
UCAGCUGUGGGAGUGGAACUCAGACGGCAGGCAAAGAAUACAAACACACACAUUGACAUGCACACGCACACACAUGCUCAGUCAGCGUAAGUGACACAAGUGCUGGCUCCAUUCAGCACUGAGUAGACUGACUCACAGCUAUCCAUUAGCCAGCAUGCCGCAUAGAAAGAGGAGUUUCACUUUUGGAGCCUAUGGGGGAGUGGACAAGACAUUCUCCAAGGCCAGAAGCUUAUGGAAACAAGAUGGGAGUGACCCCCGAAUUUCUGCAACUCUAGAGCCCCAGCUGCUCCAUCCUAAGCUCCCAUUCACCGCCUCACCAUUUCAAAAGACCCCAGAUUUAUUUGAAAUGAUUGAAAAGAUGCAGGGGAACAGGAUGGAUGAGCAGAGGUGCACCUUUCCUCCGCCUCUUAAGACUGAGGAGGAUUACAUACCGUACCCAAGUGUCCAUGAGGUGCUGGGGAGAAAGAGCCCCUUUCCUCUUAUCCUCCUGCCACAGUUUGGGGGCUACUGGAUUGAAGGGACCAACCAUGAGCUGAGCCAGGCUGGAGACACGGAGCCUCUCCAGCCUCUGUCCCCGAACACUCGGACUAAGCUGGAAUGUAACACCCUGGCUACGAUCUUCAGGAAACAUUUCCUGGGCAAGGAACACUUUAAUUACUAUUCAGUGGACAGUGUCCUUGGACAUCUGGUGUUCUCCCUAAAAUACGAGGUGAUCGGUGACCAGGAACAUCUGCGUCUAAUGCUCAGGACCAAGCUGAAAACCUACCAUGAUGUGAUCCCCAUUUCCUGUCUGACAGAGUUUCCAAAUGUGGUCCAAAUGGCCAAGCUUGUCUGCGAAGAGGUCAACGUGGACCGCUUUUAUCCUGUCCUUUAUCCCAAAGCUUCAAGACUUAUUGUCACCUUCGAUGAACAUGUGAUAAGCAACAAUUUUAAGUUUGGAGUCAUCUAUCAAAAGUUUGGACAGACUUCAGAGGAAGAGCUGUUUGGCAACAACGAAGAGAGCCCUGCCUUUGUAGAAUUCCUGGAGUUUCUCGGAGAGAAAAUUGAGCUGCAUAACUUUAAAGGUUUCCGCGGAGGGUUAGAUGUGACUCACGGGCAGACUGGCACAGAAUCUGUCUACUGCAACUACCGCAACAAAGAGGUCAUGUUUCAUGUGUCCACAAAGCUGCCUUACACAGAGGGGGACACCCAGCAGUUGCAGAGAAAAAGACACAUAGGAAAUGACAUUGUCGCCAUCGUUUUCCAAGAAGAAAAUACUCCCUUUGUACCAGACAUGAUCGCCUCCAACUUUCUCCACGCUUACAUUGUUGUCCAAGUGGUCAACCCCUGCUCCGACAAUGUUCUCUACAAGGUGUCAGUUACAGCACGGGAUGAUGUACCUUUCUUUGGCCCCGCCCUCCCAAACCCUGCCAUCUUUAAAAAAGGCCCCGAAUUCCAUGAAUUCCUUUUUACUAAGCUAAUCAAUGCAGAAUAUGCCUGCUACAAAGCUGAGAAAUUUGCCAAAUUGGAGGAGAGAACACGAUCGGCCUUGUUGGAGACUCUUUAUGAGGAGCUCCACUUAAACAGCCAGGCCAUAAUGGGUGUGGGAGGAGAGGACGACAAGCUGGAAAAUGGGAAUGCUGGAGGAGGAGGCUUCUUUGAGUCUUUUAAGAGGGUGAUGCGCAGCAGAAGCCAGUCUAUGGAUGCCAUGGGUCUUACUUUCAAGAAGCCGCACACAGUCUCCACUAGCCUGAGCGGCAACUUUAACCACAACCCCGCAGAGAGCCCUAAAUUCCCAGGGAUAUCAUUGCUUGUCCCAGGCAAAAGUCCGAGUAAAUAUGGACGCCGAGGCAGUGCCAUAGGGAUAGGAACAGUAGAAGAGUCUCUGAUAAUCCCAGGAAAAAGCCCAACCAGGAAAAAGUCUGGCCCUUUCAGCUCCCGGCGAAGCAGUGCCAUCGGCAUUGAAAACAUUCAAGAAGUCCAGGAGAAGAGCAGUAGAGAUAACUCCCCAAACACUCAGAAGACACCUGACAGUGGCCACGCCUCUCAAGAUCCCAAAUCUGACAAUUCAUCCAAUCAGAGCUCUCCUGAGGUGCUCACAACUACCAAGAACAGUUCUUAUCUUGUUGGCAGGGCCGCAUCCAUCCCUGAGGCUCACGACCUUUCCCGCUCGUCCUCCAACGCCAGCAGCUUUGCUAGUGUGGUGGAGGAGAAUGAGACAGAGGCAACAGAGGAAUACGACACAGGCAUGGAGAGUCUGUCAUCUGCUGGAACACCACACAAGCGAGACUCCUUCCCCUACAACACUUGGCUGGAGGACAACAACAGUAACACUACUACCACCAGUCGUGGGAGCUCCCCAGGGCCUGGUAAACCUGAUCGAGCAAAGGGGAUGAAACUGGAACGAUCACACAAUCAGCAGUCCUCAUCAAACUGUUAGCUCAACUCACCUGGUAGUGUCCUGGAUCUCCAUCUUCAGCAUUCCCAUAAGUCACAAUCCUUCUGGGAGAUGAGACAAGUGCAGGCAUUUCGCCAUGACCAGUGAUGAGAAGGAAAAUGAGAAAGAAGAUGAAAAAAAGAGAAAAAACCUGGCCAGUCCACUGCUCAGUGAGGUCAAAGUUCAGCAUAUCUAGAGAAACCUGGAGGACACUGGAGUGGAUGAUGCACAGAGGGGCUCAGCUUUUGCACUGUGUUCUUUCCUUCCACUCUGUUCUUUGCCUCUUUUUUUAAAACCUGACCUUUGUUCCCAACUGCACAAAUAUAAUUGUUUUAUUUGUAUGAGAUAUUACCUUGUCUGAGUUGUCUCGUUAAAGCCGAGGUGUGCUGGUUAUACACGGUAAAGACAGUGCCAUUGUGCUCUCUGUUGAGACUGAGGGAAGGACUGUUGAUGCAACAAGUGAACUGCCUGGAUGGUUUUACCAAAUCAACCACGAUAUUGGCUUAAUGAAGAUUUCCAGUGUACGUGUUAUACAAAAUAUUUGACAUCAGAUUUGAGUAUUUUGUCACAAAAUAUCCAAUGUGAUAAAAAGUUCUAACAUUGCUGUUAAGGUGAUUAUUUUCCGGGUAAAAUACAAGUGUAACUGCAGCAAAUAACUGUGUUCUUUGCUCCAGUGCCCACUGUUACCUACCAAACUUAACAUCAUAGUUUGUGGUAAAGAUAGCAUUGUAUUGUAAAUACCUUGCAAUGGCCUUAUAAUUUAAACAAUUUCCCUGGCCUUCAGUUUUUUUACCUCACUUUUUUUCACUCACAUGUUCUGCAGCCAAUAACGGGAGAGCAGUAUUAGAUUAAAUGUGAAACUAACACAUUUAGAAUAAUUUUAAGCACACUAGUUUAAAAAUUUGUGGCAUAAAUCAUUAAAAUCUGCUAAUGUAUAAACAUACUGUACCAAUCAAUGAGUGAUUUAACUGAUUUGUCUGUCUUAAAUGUUGAUAUGGAGAUCGCUCUCAACAUUAUGCUGUUUUGUUCUCUCUCUAAUGUACUUUUUUAUUUAUUGAUUUGGUUCCUUUUAAAGUCGUAUUUAUGCUGUACCUCUAUGGUGACUACAAAGACUACAAACAGCCAGUCAUAUGCUUGUACUGUCUGUGUUGUUUUGGUGUGAACUAUAUUGUUGUCAUCUGUAAAGCUCUGUCUAUUUCAGGGGUUGGGAUUUCAUUGAGUGCAGUAAAUUUGCAAUGCAGAUAUAUAAUGAAACAGUGAACCUUUAUUUGCUUUUAAAGCAAGACAAAAACUCUAAAUACCACUACUGAUUUUGUAAAUAGAUGUUAAGUUUGAGGACUGUAUGUGUAAUGUAUAGGCAGAUAAUUCAAAAUAGGAUUGACCAAUUACUGCCAAGUUAAUUUUUUGCAUUUUUUAUUUUGUUUUUCCAUAACCUCAAAUUUUAAAUAUUUUGAGAGGAUUUUAUAAAUUAAGAUAAUUUCAGAGACUGUUCUGUUAAAGGGAAAUCUCACAGUACAUCCAGCUGAUCAUUUCAGUUGCCUUAUGUUGCACACUGAUGGUGUAAGCAUAGCUAGUGAAGCAAACAAGUUAUGGGCAGCAGGAUUUACAGUGAAAUUAAUGUUUUGUCCUUGAUGUUAUUUUUGGUUUUUGUAAAUAAAUACCCUGAGAACUUUA